This is a messenger RNA of Salvelinus sp. IW2-2015, 1666 nucleotides long. NCBI's taxonomy places the organism in Eukaryota, Metazoa, Chordata, Actinopteri, Salmoniformes, Salmonidae. The record is from RefSeq and is a predicted model, not a curated record.
AGGCUUCAGGGCCCCCUCCACAUAUACACACAUGUUCACACCACACACAGAGACAUAUACACACACUCACACAGAUGUGCACACACACACUCAUGAGAAACAUGUGCAGCGUGAUCAGGGUGUAUGUAAUGCUAAUGUGCUGGGUGGUGAUCUUUGAUUAGUUAAUAAGUAACUGUGUGUCUUAAAUGGGAACCAUAGUGUGUGUCAGGUGAUUCCUACAUUGGGUCUGUGCUGUGGUGAGUGCCCCAACCCCUCGGUGGAUCAAUCAGAGGCAGUGCAGCUCUCCAGUAUCUGCUGAGCGUUUGGAAAAGUUGAAUGGACAGUGGCAGAGUAAGGACUGAGAAAGUGAUUCAAAAAGAGGAAAAGACAAAAGAGGAUUUUGAUCAUAUAAGGACAACAUUAUUGGAUUGGAAUUUAUUCUCAACUUUCAAAAUAACCAUGGAACUGUCUCUGGCUCACCCGGCUCUCAAAGCCUUUAUGUGUGGCUCUCUCAGUGGAACAUGCUCCACCCUGCUCUUCCAGCCUCUGGACCUGGUCAAGACCCGCCUGCAGACCCUUCACAGCAACAUGCAGCCUGGUUCAGCAAGAGUGGGGAUGGUGACUGUGUUCUUAAGUGUUGUACGGACAGAGAAGCUCAUAGGACUUUGGAAGGGGGUCUCACCAUCAUUUGUGCGGACCAUCCCCGGCGUAGGGAUCUACUUCAGCACCUACUACUCUCUGAAGCAGCACUACUUCCUGGAGCAGGGCCCCGGGGCCAUGGAGUCUGUGCUGCUGGGAGCUGGGGCCAGGACUGUGGCAGGGGUCUGCAUGCUACCUGUCACUGUCAUUAAGACUCGCUUUGAGAGUGGCAGGUAUAACUARGUGAGCGUGGCAGGMGCUUUGCGCAGUGUGUGUCAAACAGAGGGACCCYGAGCUCUGUUCUCAGGGCUGACCGCCACCCUCCUCAGAGAUGCUCCCUUCUCAGGCCUCUAUGUCAUGUUCUACAGCCAGGGCAAGAACACUCUGCCACAGGAGAUAAGCACGUCUCCCUACMCMCCCCUGGCUAACUUCAGCUGUGGGAUUCUGGCCGGGGUCCUGGCUUCCCUGGUCACCCAGCCAGCUGACGUGGUCAAAACCCACGUCCAAGUCAGCCCACAUCUGUACAGGAGGACUGCAGAUGCUGUGCGAUACAUUUACAAUGAGCACGGGUUUCAKGGGUUCUUCCGGGGUGGGGUGCCACGUUCUCUGAGGAGGACCAUGAUUGCUGCCAUGGCAUGGACGGUGUAUGAACAGCUGAUGGCCCGCAUGGGGCUCAAGUCCUGAGGAGGGAUGACAAAAAGGAGGGAUGACAAGAAGAAGGGAUGACAAGUCCUGAAGAGAGAGAAUGAAAUGAGGAACGUGUGUGGACCGAGGAAGAAAGUGAAAGUCAAGUCACCGAGGACAAACCAGUACAGUGAGGAGUGCCCUGGAAGGCACUGCUGUGUUUGUGUCUUAAGACUGCCUAGUUGUGAGAGUGUGCCAAUGGACUUCUUCACUGACAUACAGUAUUCUGCCAUAACAUUAUUAACACAUUGCAAAGAUAUGAUACCUCAAGGACUGGUAUCCAUAUUUUGACAGAAAGAUGGGGACUAGUAGUUUUAUUAAAAUGUCUGUAUAUUUGAAUGGAUUGCAAUAGUUUUGCAUUGCA